UUUUUGGCUACCAUUCAUUAUGACGAAUAAAAUUUGACUACCAAGGAUGUGAAAUGUGCUGCAAUUGAUGUAAACUGUAUCGUACGCGUAAAUGUGCAAGGAUUAUACUGUUUUGCUUUUGAAAGCUCCUUUUUGGGAACAUCACUAUUAAAACAGCGUGUAUGAGAAGCAAUCGUUUCCGUAUGUGAAACUUGGAAGCAUCGAAUCCAUGACGAUAAACCUGACGGUGCAAAAAAGGAUGAUGAUGAUGAUGAUAACGGCAAGUACGGUAUCAGAAGGUCCAGUGCAAGUCGCCUUGCAGAGGAGAGCGAAACGUGGGGGAAAACCGCUAAGCAGUAUUUGAAAUUCAUGUACGAAAUGGCCACGGAACUCUGCUGCGAAAGUGAGAACACACAAAUCCAUGGAUCUGUGUCACGUCCUCCUGCCAAACUGAAUCAAGCACACGGACGAUGGGCACAUAAUGGUCAUCCGGUUGCGGUAUCAGUUCUGCAUAAGAGCCGAGGAAUUCAACGUGGUAUCGCGAGGGAUGCUCAACAAUACGGUUUGAAGUAAAUGAAAUCGUUCAUAUUUUUCUUCUGCAUUAUUUUACAGGCGGUACAGUUCUCCCCAAAUCCAAGCUGGUGUAUCGUUCUCUCAGAACUUUCUGAAAAAAGAGCUUAGGUCGUUGAUCUUCCUCUCUAGUUGAUAUUUACACUGUCCACUUACCAGACAGUCGAUUUGAUCAAUGUUCCAUGCAUCGUGCUCUCUUCUGUUCAUAGGGGAAGUAGUUCUAAUCCGACCGGUGGUCCUGAACCGCCCUCUACCGGAGGUCAGGAAUGGCACGAGUAUCACAACGCUGGAAGUUUAGAGGUAUGGUGACAUUUUUCUGAUUCCUUUAUUCUAACGUUUUGGCGCCGUUUUGUGUUCUUAAUGAUCAAAAAAAAAAAAAAAAAUGAUGGAAGGUUGUGUCCUGAAAGUGACUGAAAGUUUUCCUCAGCGAGAUUCAAUAUUUAUGCUCUAGACAAAUAUUCCCCUUUGCUCUUCUUCUUCUUCUUCUUUCUUUGUUCAUGGAUACUUUAAAUCAUUCCCGUUCGUUGAUGUUAGUGCGUAACGUAAAAAUUUCUAAUUUAUGAUGCUUGAAAGAUUUGCGUUGAAACUGCUAAUUUCUGUUGCUUGGAAAAUUAGGUAGGUCAUUAAAGUUUUUUGGAAAACUGUUAUAGUACAAUUUGAUAAAAGUCGGGAUGACCCUGAAUCGACCUCUAAAAGGUGGUCCUGAACCGAUCUCUUCUUUUUGCUUCGUAGUUAUUCAAGCGGUUCACACAGGCUCUUGUCAUACAAGAGGAACGCAUGUGAUUGUGCUAUUAGACGACUUUGAUUGAAGAUUGUACUCGAAAGAAAUGCAACUUUUUUUUUGUGUAUAACUUUUUAUUGCAUGGGUAAAAAUUGAGAAAUUUUGGAUAAAACUAGUUUAGAGUGUAAUUUUCACAUUGCAAAAUUGCGUCAUAAGAAGUGCAUUGACAAAAAAAUAAGGACACGGUCGUUGAAAAUCCAGGCCAGCCCACAGGUGGAUCGCGAAACAGUUGGGAAUCGACCAUUCAACUCUGUCUCGUGUGGUAAAAUCGUUCAAGACCCGGACGACCCAGCGGCAAGCUGGCAAUGGAAGAAAAGCACCAAAAGCUACUCUCGUGAGGUACAUCUCUUGCAACAGCCGUCGCCGUUGUUCACCUUUCACCGUCGGGCGUUGUCAGCACUUUAGUCAGCGCUCCACCUUCGCGUGGGGUAUGCACCAUUUUGAUCAUGGCUUCAUCCUUGAUGCUCGUUCCUUCGAAACGUUCGCGGUGUUCCUCCAUCCAGGCCACGAUCAGGCGUUGUCAGGCAGGCCUUUUGCUGUUCUCCGCGGCAGUAUCCGUUUACCUGUCGAGACGUGCACCGAUUAGGAAGCGCUCUCCAACUUGACGCGCGCCCCGUCACAGUCACCCUCGCAGGAUUUCUCUUCCCAGCGGUGAGCCGAUUAGGUGGUGCCCUCCAACAUAACGCGCACCCCGUCACAGCUACUCUCGUGAGGUACAUCUCUUGCAACAGCCGUCGCCGUUGUUCACCUUUCACCGUCGGGCGUUGUCAGCACUUUAGUCAGCCCUCCACCUUCGCUGCAGCUCCGACAUGAUUUGUGUGAUUGCACUGCUCACGGCAUUCCAGAUCAUCUCGUCGCGACACAUCUCCUCCACAAUAUUCCCGACAUGAACUGCAGGCAGCCCCUCGCAGGCAGCUAGAAGUUAACUUCACCGUGUUCCCUGUUCAACCAGGUCGAAAGUACCGGUUCGAACCUGUACGUCCAUCUACCAUUUUCUGUCGUAUCCCAUUCAUACUGCCAUUUGUCCAACGACUCCGCUCUCAUCAAUUUCCGGAUACCUCUGCUUUCCCGUCGCUUGUAGCACUCGCUAUCUUCCGCCAGAGUGAUGCAGAUGGGAAUCAUUCCGGCGAUUACACACACAGCUUCUGUCGAAAUGGUCCUAUAAGCACUUACGACUCGCAUGGCCAUGAGUCGGAAUGUGCUGUUCAGCUUCCUCCGAUUUCGGUGGGUUUCCAGAGCCGCCAACCAGGCAAGGCCACCAUACCUCAGUAUUGACGAAGAUACACUUGCCAGGAGACGCCUCUUGCUGCUGCUUGGGCCAAAGCUAUUUGGCAUGAUCCUCGCCACCACGUUGAUGGCCUUUGACGCCACCACUUGCAUAGUCGACGUGCUGAUUGAAGUUCAGGCGGUCGUCGAUCAUGACUCCGAGGUACUUCACCGCCCGCUUCGAAACGAUGGUAUGUCCUCCGAUACCUCUGCCCGCAGCACUGCCUUACGAUUGCUCACUAACAGCACCUCGGUUUUGUGAUGUGCCAUCUGGAGCUUUACGCUGUCCAUCCAACUACCGAUCAUGUCUACAGCCUCAGUCGCCAACAUUUCCAUCUCCUGAAGCGUCUCGCCGAUUACCGUUGUUACGAUGUCGUCUGCGAAGCCCACGAUCUCCACACCUCUGGGUAGCUUCAGCCUUAGAACACCAUCGUAUAUCGUGUUCCAAAGCGUGGGUCCUAGGAUGGAACCUUGUGGAACUCCCGCCGAGAUAUUCUUCAGUAUCUGUCCCCUGUAUGUGUUGUAUACCAGGAUCCGAAUCUGGAAAUAACUCCUCAGUAUCCUGUACAGGUAGUCAGGGACCUUCAAUCUGUGUAGCGCCUCGGCGAUGGCCUCCCAGCUGGCACUAUUGAAGGCGUUCUUCACGUCAAUCAAAAUCACCGCGCAGUAACGGUCGCCUCUUCGUUUUUGUUUAAGCGAGACCUGAGCUUUCUCGAUAACUGUCCGAAUAGCGUCCACUGUCGACUUUCCUUUCCGGAAUCCGAACUGCAUUUUCGACAAUCCGUGGUCAUCCUCCGUGCAUUUCACCAGUCUGUUGAGAAUAACCCUCUCUAAGAGCUUUCCCAAAGUAUCCAACAAACAAAUAGGCCUAUACGACGCUGGAUCUCCAGGUGGCUUUCCUGGUUUCGGGAGCAGCACCAACUUUUGUAUCUUCCAUUUCGCAGGGAAGAGACCGUCAUCCAGGCAUUUCUGCAGCACCACCCUGAACAUGUCGGGGAAAGCAAGGAUCGCCGAUUUCAGGGCCACAUUGGGGAUUCCGUCGGGGCCGGGUGCUUUUUUCAACUUUAGACCUUUUGCCACCGCGAUGAGUUCUUCGUUGGUGACUUGUGCGUUCUCUGCAUCGUCCUCACCGUACAGUGUGGGUGGCCACGUCCGUGAGUCGUGCUGCGGAAAGAGUCCAUUCACAAUGACCUCGAGUUUUUCCGGACAUAAUUCCAUGGGAGUCGUUGAACUUCAGAAUUUCGCCAUCACGAUUCGAUAUGCUUCACCCCAAAGAUUUGCGUCGACGUCUCGACACAGCUCCCUAUAGCAGUUCGAUUUGCUCCUACGUAUCUCUCGUUUCAAGGCGGCUCUGGUCGCUCGGAAAGACGCGCGGUGCUCCUCUCUCUCUACAUCGGUUCGUGCCCUCUGGACUCUUCUUCUGGCUCGUAGACAGUUAGCGCGGAGGAUGCUGAGUGUCUCGUUGUCUCGUGUCUCUCGGCAUCGCUGUAUCGCAUGCCCUCACCAAUGUUUCUGUCAGCCCGUCGGCGCUCAGAUUAGGAGUUCUGCUGUCUAUGCUUCGACGAAAAGCUCCUUGUCAAAAACCUUUGUCCUCCACUUCUGCUCAAAGGUUCUAUUGGCACAUAUUUGACCUCAUGUGCAUUAUACGAGGGUCGCUAUUUAUAUUUCGGGAAUUGGCAACACUGAUGUCAUGUGAGUCCAUCUGACGGUUCCAUCGUAAAGUUUGACAUUUUUGACGAUAUACGUACUCAGAACAUUUUGUCAUACGGACGCUAUUUGUUUAUUUUAUAUUUAGUUGAAAGUUUGGUCUCGGCAAAAAAAUGGAACUGAAUCGUGAACAUUUUCGUGCGAUGAUUUUUUACGACUUUCGACGUGGAUUAUCACAACAAGAGUGCGUCAAUCAACUUAAUUAGACUUUUGGCGAUGAAGCUCCAUCAAAAACCACUGUGUAUCGCUGGUAUAGUGAAUUCAAUCGUGGUCGUAGUUCGCUGUCCGACGAGUUUCGUGAAGGUCGUCCAAAAUCGACUGUAGUGCCAGAAAACAUCGAUGCUGUGCACGAAAUGAUUAAGCAAGAUCGUCAUGUAACCUAUUGUGAGAUUGAGGCAUCCCUAAGCAUUAGUUCCACCAGCAUAUAUGCGAUUUUACAUGAACACUUAGUUGUGCGAAAAUUAUGUUCACGUUGGAUCCCACAUAAUUUGACAAUCGCUCAAAAAAAAGGCUCGUGUCGAUUGGAAUAAAUGCUUUGAAAAUUGGUUUAAGCGCAUGCAAAAGUGUAUCGAUCAUCGUGGCGAGUACUUUGAAAAACAAUAAAAAUAUAUUCGCAGCUUAACUAUUUGUUUUUGUUCCUAUUCCCGAAAUAUAAAUAGUGACCCUCGUACCAUUCCAGGAUGGAUUUUGCAUAGUGACAAGACCAAAACAACGCUGAAGAGUCGUGGCUUCUUAUGAAUGGUAGCAACCGCUUCUGGAGACAUUCCUUCUCGUAGACAUCUUUGUUGAUAGUGCCGGUAGAGACGAAAUAUUUGGAUUUUCGGCCACAACUGUAUAUGGCCUGUCAAACCAAGUACUUUUUUAGGAAUUUAGACUGCUUCUUGGUCCGGAAACACUCGGCCACGACAUUCCUUCGCAUUGCAGUAUAAAAAAGCGCGACCCGGAAGCUGUUUGAAGCCUUCGAGAACAUACGUUUCACCGUUCAUGGUGCAUGAACAUUUUUGGUAAAACUGGGUGUAAAGCAGCACGGCUUUUUGCAGUGAAAUUUUGCUUAUCAUCACGAUUCAGCACCUUUUUCACUUUGUACGCCUUCAGUCCAUGCCUCUGCUUCACUUUUUGUACAUAUGAUUUAGAUUUUCCAACCUUUCGAGCCACAUUUCUAACUGAAAGGUUGGGAUGUUUCUCAAUAAUGGCAACCACCUUCGGUCCAUCUGUCGGGAGCAUACUUUUCGAUUUGUUCCGCUUCCAACCUUCCGAUCCACAGUUAACACGUUAAGCCCUGAUUUUUUCUUGCUGCGCUUUCCAUUCAGCCCGCAUCAAGAGCGUUUGCACAAUAUCAGUGUCGGUCCCAGUUCUCAAAGGUACCUAUUGUAUAAAUAGAAACUUGUCAGAAAUUCGUCUAGAAAGUAGUCACAUUUUGUAAAACAUCCGAAAACAAACCGUAUAUAUUUUUAUUUUCUUAUUUUGUAACUGUCAGUCCCAGUCAGUCAGCGUUUUCCUACCAAAAAGCUCAACGUCGGCACUAGGGACCGAUGCUGGGCUCAACGUGUUAAGCACUGGUCAAACGAUUUGCACACACUAAACACGGUACUCUUCGGAAGUUUUAGCUUUUUGGCGAGAUCGCGUACCGACAGUGUUGAUUCGACGCCAUUUUACCAAACUGAAGAAGAAUGUAAACAUGUUCGACAUUGAAAUAAAGAGGAGGGUUCCAGCUGUCAUGUAAGUGAAAUAUUUCAUAAACUACACUGAAAGAAAAGUGUCCGAAAUUUAACUUGGACAGGCUUUAUAUACAGUCUCCAAUUUCUUUAAUAAUCAAAUCCUGUUUAUUAGAGCAAAAAAAUUUUUUUUUAGAUUUGUUUUAUAUGCAUAUAGUUUUUGUUUUUCGAAAAUAAAAGAAGUUAAUUUUUGAUUCGUCCUCUUAAAGUCAGAAAAUACCCUUUCCACAUAAAAUAUUUGAUGAAAAAAAAGUUCUUCUGCGCAUAUAUCAGAAUUUCAACAAUGACAGGGUCAAACUUCUUUAUCAACAUGGGACAAUUGAAUUUGAUGUUGUUUUUUGAAAUACUGGGAACAAACAAUAAGUUUUAUUGUGUUUUUUCGAAAGAUUAUGCAUUAAAAAAAAGUUUUAUAAAGAAAAGUUAAAUUUUUCACAAAGUAACAUGUGUGAACUAUGCGUAAAACUUCAGUUUAAUAACAUAGACAAGUAAAACAUUUGGUACCAUAGCAAGCCGAAGUUUAGUAUAUUGUAGUAAUAUCACUUGUGAAUCGUACAGAGGUGUGAGCGCAGUGAGUGACCUGCAACACCUUUGCGGAGUAUAAAUCUCAUAUUUAUAAGGCAUUCACCAACAAGGUGUACACGUGUUCUGUUAAACUUGUUUUUUUUUAUUUGUUUGAGUAGUAGUUCCAAAUCAGAAAUGAGUGCUUUAGCCCUGCUGCAAGCGUGGCAUUGUACAUGAACCGAUUCUUUUAUUAUGGAUCUACAAAAAUAUCAUGGUGGGACAGUUAUGCCUAGAAUAUCAACAUGAGACAAUUGAACUUGAUGUUUUUUUUUAAAGCUGGGAACAAACAAUAUUUUUUUUUGUGUUUUUCCGGAAGAUUAUGCAUUAAAACAUCGUUUUAUGAAGAAAAGUGAAAAUUGUCAAUAAGUAACAUGGGACAAUUUGCGUAGAACGGCAAUGUACUUCUAGAAAUACGCUACGUAGGACGAUUCUGUUACUUCCAGUUGAAAGAUGCAAAAAUUUAGUACAUUACAUAGUUGUGAAACAUCUAAAUUAGUAGAUAAGUAGUAUUUUAGAAGUGAAAAAUUUAAAAGUGGUUUUCAAGGUGUUAUUAUUGAUUUUAUCCCAAAAAUACAUAAUAAACUAGAUUGUUUCUAUCAACAAAUCAAAGCUCUCUAACCGCUUUACAAUUUGUUUCCUAAUUUCACUGUAAUAUCAUUUUAAACGAUUCCUGUUAUGUCUUCAACUAAAAACCUCAAAAAUCAUGAUUAUUAUUCCACUGUACUUAUUGUAGCCAUUUUUUCUUGAAAUAUGCCAUAUUUGAAAUUAAAAAAAACAUUUUUUCUUAAAUUGUAUAUAAAUGAGUCUAAAAUUGUAUUUAAUUGAACCUGUAUAAGAUUGAGUUUGUAUAUAAUUGAGACCGACCUGUACGCACGAAACGCGUCGAUCAGUACAAGACAUAAUCAAAUAGUUAUACUAUAAAUUUCAAUGCCGAAAUCACCAAAAAAACAAGAAUUUUAUGCGAUCAAUGGCCGUUGCAAUUUAGGGGACCGGAUCAGGGCCACCUUUUCCUAUCAUGACUAUUAACUGUCGGUUUGGGUGCUGGUGUACAGUAAAACCUGUUUUUGUGCGGUUUUUUCUGUGCGAUUUUUUUUUGUGUGGUGUAUGAAAAGAAGCAUAAUUAACGAAAUUAUCGUCCAUUUGUUUUUUUUUCGGUGGUUUAUAUGCAUUUCAGUGCGAAAAAAACCAUAUUUGCGUCUCAAUUAUCCACUUCUGAAAUCAUUCCUCUCCUCUCAUCAAAUGCUCUAAGAUUUUCUAAGUUUUUGCAUGACAUGAUUUCUAACAGCAACACGUUUCGACAUGCAACUAAGAGCACAAAACAGCCACGCGCAACCGAAAAGUCAAAGUGUCCCAUCGCAAAGCAGGGAAACAAAAAGAAAUUGAACGGUGAAUGGCGUGGAUUUGAGUUAUUUUCUUGGGGGAAACCUUUUUUAUGCGGUCCCUAUAUACCGCACGAAAAAAAGUUUUUUUCAAAAUGUGCACCGAACACGAUUUUUUAAAGCUGCUGGUAAAGUUUUGCACGAUUGUUUUUAUGCGACUUUUUUUGUGCGUUCCCUAUCCCCCGCACAAAAACAGGUUUGCCUGUACGUUCAAAUAAACAAAAAAGAGAAAUAAUGUGAAAUUUUUCAACAUUUUGCAUACACCCAUGACACUCCGAUGUCCUAGGAUUAUCAACAUAAACUUGUUUGGACUCAAAAGUUAGCUUUUAAAAGUGGAUGUGCGACAGGAUUUCUCUCAAAUGAACCCAUACCUUACGAUUACGCGUUUGCUUUUGUGGAACGUAAAAUACGACUUUAUCUUCGGUACUGCAGAGAAGGUGAAAAAGAGAAGGUGUGUAUAAUUACUUUUACUACUUAGUGUGUAAAUAAUCAAAAACUGUCCCAUUGUGCUGAUUCGAGACGCAUUUUAAUUCCAAACCCCCUGACGAAUACCAGGCUCUCGUGCUUGUCGUUCCGAGGACAAUUGCAGACUAUCAAACAUUUGCGUCCAGACAACACUGGUGAACGGAAAAUUAAGUCCGAACACGUACGAAAUUGGAAAACAAUGCUAAAGUAUGCAAAUCUUUUUCGUGUCGCAAUAGUGUCUAUUGUUUUUCCUGUGAUUUUGAUCGUGUCGUGCUUGAAUAAAAAAUAAAAAUAAUGGGAGGAAACUAUUUGAAUUAUGUAUUUUAGUUACUUCAUCGGGGAUGGCAUUUCGAACACAGCGUGAAGUGUACUUUCGUUCAGUUGUGGCGCGAAACGGCGCCGCUAAAAAGCGUUCUACCACUUUGAAAACUAAUGCAAAACGAGUUAAUUUUUUUAAGUUAUGAGGGUUGUUUGAAAAAACGGUCAUUCAACAACGGUCUGAUAUUCUGAUUGCUCCGUGUGAGUCAUGGAUCAUGGUUAAGCAAAUUUGAUAUUGAUAACUGCUAAUAAAUAUUUUGAAGUAGAUGAACUUCCGGAUGCACGAUCACUGGGAAGCCUAAUACAUCAUUCUUGGUUGCUGUUAAUUUCUUCUUCAAAGAAAAUUUCGUUUUUAAUAUUGAUCACUCCCCCGCUUCCGUUGUUAUUGCCGGUUUGUGGAAUGUUUCUACUUGACAGGAACGUUGAAUUAACAUUAUUUCAAACGAAUGUUUUCCGCUGCAUCAUCUCGCUGAGCAGAGACUCCGUAGUUUCAAUUAUGUUGCUUUGUCUAUUUUGCUGCACUUCAUGAGAUGCUCCCGAUGGACGACGAGCUCUUGUUGACGGCUGGGAAAUAUGAUAAAUUAUGUUCUAUCAUCAACUAUUUCUGCUCUUUUGUUCUAAGAGCACUUCAGUCGGGAAGGAAAUUACGGUUGCGUUAGAUAGGAUGCUGUUCUACUUGUGUUCAUUGUAUCCGUGUUUUGGUGUUUGGAAAGCUGUUCUGGAAAGCUGCUUUUCGAGACAUGAAUUAUUUUGAGGAUUUUGCUUUCUAAUGGCAUUCUUUUCGCAGUAUAUCAUUUCGUUAUUUUUCAGUACAACAAACCAGCUAGAAGAGCAUUUAGUUGAUAGUAACAUCACACUCGAGUGAUUGGAGUAUUUUUUUUAGAAAUUGAAGGCCACUCGCUAUCAGUUUGUACCAAAGAUGUGGUCUAUUCUAUAACGAUAAAAUUAAUUAAAAAAUAAUUUGGUAGCCUUUGUGACGGUAGACCAGGUACCAUCCUUUUGUGUUGUUUUUGACUAUAACAGUCAAAUAUAAAGUAAUUGGAUAGUAAUGUAUUAUAUUCCUUAUACAGGGCGGACUCGAUUAUAUACAGGUUCCAAUUUCUUUUAACUGUAUAUAAUCGAAACAAAAAAGAUUUUUUUAAAAUUAUUUUAUAAACGUGUAUUUAGUGUUUUUUGAACAUAAAAGAAGAAUUUAAUUUUUGAUUAAUCCUCUUUACGUCAGACAAUGCAUUUCUCGAACAAAAGAAAUACAUAUAUUCGGAAUCUAAAAAGAAUAAUAAACUUGAUUGUUACUCUCAACCAAAUUAAAGCUCUCUAACUGCUCUACAAUUUGAUCUUUCACACUCAAUUUCUAUUUCUCUUAUUUUCGCUGUAAGAUCAUUUGAAACAAUUUUUGUUGAAUGUAAUAUUAAAAUCUUAAAAAUCACGAUGUUUACUCAUUGUACUUACGAUACCCCAUUAAAUUUCACCGUAACGUUGAAAUAUUAUAUUUUUUGCUUGAAAUGAGCCAUAUUUGAAAUAUUAAAAAAUAUAGUGUUCCUGAACUGUAUAGAACCGAGCAAGAAUAUAAUCGAGUCCGACCUGUACUAGAUACUGCAUCUCCAUGAUUUGUUUCCUGGUUACAGUACCAUUGAAAUGAAUGAAAAAUGGAAUUGUUAGUUACAUUGCUAAUUUAUUAAGAAAUAUUGCCGAGAUCUGAUCAUGACCAUUUUUCUUAUGCAUCAGUUUAUUCAACCCUCUACCGCUCAAGUUUUUUAUUUAUCUAAAAAAAAACUACUCCACUUUUAUCUCGAAUUUCCGACUUUCAACAUAAAAUACUCCAAGCAGAAAGCUGUCAGCAUUAAAACAAUGUGUAUGUGUGAUAGAUGAAAAUAUUCUAAAGGUGUUCUAGUGGGGGUGAACAUUGAAAAUAAUGUCUGAACAAUUUGAAAAGACAAUCCGCGAAGCCCGUCUAAAGGCGAACUUGGGCUGUAGAGGGUUAAAGUACAUAUCCUGCACAUCAAAAUCAAAAAUGUAUCAAGGAAAUGCUAUGCUUCAGACUCAGUCUCGUUAUAAUCCCUUCAAUUCGUGGAAUAUUCUGUUUCAUGAAUUUUUUUUUAUCUCAUUUAUUUAUUUAUUAGGCUCAUUAGCAUUUUAGCUGUAACAGAGCCGGGUUUUAAUCGUGUACAUGUACAUAUGUUUAUGUUUCUAUAAAUUGUAAAUUACACAGUCGUUAGUUGUAGCCAUUUAGGCGUAAGGGUAUUCUUUCUGUUCAUCCAUUGUUCAGCAGACCGAACAGCGGAGACAGUUGAUAUUGAUUAUUGUUGAGUUAUUUAUAGAACAGCAGCCCGAUGUUUCUUGCAGAGCAGAGCAGUUGUAUGGAUGAAUCGAUCUUAUUUCGACCGUGGAUCGAUUUCCAUCGCUGAUGAUGGUUGCGUGGACGUAGUUAUUCUAUAACAACACAAAGAUGGUCAAUUGAGGGCCCUGAGUUUGCACUCACGAUCGAUCGCUUGGUAAGCGAACGCAGCGUUUCAUGAAAUUAUCCUGCCCUGUUUUGAAAAUCCUAGAAUAUUUUGAGUGUAGUAAAUAUGUGAUUCGGGAUUUUCAUUCUGUAGAAGCUUAUAUAAAGACAGGAUAUUAGGAAACGUGGAAAAAAGUCUGGGAAAUCUUGAAAAAUCAGGAAGAUUGACAUCUUUGGUUGUGUGUGACAUCAUUAGGAGAGACUGCAAGCAGCAGUUGGCUUGUUGGAACGAGACAGAGUAUUAGAAAUCGUGAAUUGUUUAUUUAUACCCAAUAAGUUAUAAACGGGCGGGGCUAAUUUGCAAUGUCUCCUCUCUUCACAGUGUCCGUACGAAUGAGCGCUGCAUUUAAAUCGCGAGCGAGCGAUUUACAAACGCCUUAUUUGCAGUGGUAUAUAAAAAUAUACCUCACGACUUUACUCGUUUCUCGGCACAGUUAGGUAAGCACAGAAAUCGACAGAAUCAAUGUAUGGGAAAAUGUAUUCCAAUUUUUCACAUCAAACGAUUCUCAGGGAAUUUCCUAAUCGAUUUGUAUGCAAAUCAAAAAUCAUCAAUUUCCUUUAGAAGCAAAAAUAUUUAUUCACUUUAAAACAUUUUCAUAGAAACGUUUCAUAUUUUCUUACUGAAGGACGUAGUUUUAACGUUGGACUAGUUGAUUCAGGUGAAAUACAAGAGGCUAAAUUUAUCAAAAUUGUGGAAAUUUUUAAUGAUACUGCGUUGGAUACUUAAAAAAUUGAAAGGCUAGUCUAGGAGAAAUAUGACAGCAAUAUAUUAAAGUCUAUUCAGGAAUUGCCAGAGAUUCAAAGUGGCAUUAGUAAAAAAUCCUGUUCAUAUACAUUACAGGAAUGAUAAUUAUGGAGAUAAAAAUUAUAACUAAUGAGAUAAUCUGUACCAGUUACAAAUCGUCGUGUAUUUUUGAAAAAGGAAAACAAAUUUAUUGAAACUAUUCCUUAAAGUUGAAGCUUACUGAUUAUGUUCUGUGUUUGGCUGGUAGUAUCGCUUCAGUAGAAAGAUUUUUCUAUGAUGAUCAAUAUUUGAACAACGGAAAAGUCACGACAUAAACGCUAUGAUAAUUGUCGAACAGAACUCUGAUACGGAAUGUGACAAAUUUUAUGAUACAAACCAAAGCAGACCAAAGCAGGUACAGGAUGUUUGAUUGAAUGUUUUUUAUAGUCUUAUUCACUCACUAAAAUUCAUUGAAAAAAAAAUUGGUAAGUUUUUUGGGUUUCCAUGUCCCGGCUUUAUUCCUGAACUGUUACCCCAUAAAAAUAUUCACCACCUCGAAAAAACACCAUAUGCAAAAUAUAAACUCAAUCGCACUUAAGGCAGAAUGGUGCAAAGCGGUCAAAGUUUGAGUUUUUUGAAAAUCGAAAAAUCAUCAUUUUUCGAUGCCUUGAUAACAGUAAAACCCCGAUUUCCGGUAAUUUUUCAGUUUUCAAAAAACUGAAAUCUUAACGUCUGCGACACAAUAAAAUGAAGUCCGAUUGAGCUAAUAUUUUGCAUUGGAUAUAUUAUCAUGCAAACCAACAUUUCGCAGCAAGUUCUGAAUGAAAAAUCGAGAUAACUAUUUUUAUUGGCACCCAAAACCAUAUAUUUUACUUCGUAUUCCAAAAAAAACUAAGUACGAUUUUUGACAAAAAGAAAAAUCGAGAUGACAGUAGAUCUCGACGUUUCAUGCAUUUUUAAGACAUUUGGCAUCAACAUUUUUUUUUGAAAACCCUGAUUUCCUUUGCUCCCCCCUUGGGUGAUUUCCAAAAAAACUCGAUUUUCAAAAAACUCAAACUUUGACCGCUUUGCGCCACUCUCACUUAAGUCCAAUUGAGCUGAAAUUUUGCAUAGGAUGUUUUUCCGAGGUGGUGAACAUUUGUAUGGGAUAACUUUUUAAAAUUCUGUGUCGAAUUUUUCCCAUACAUCCAUUGGUACCCUAAUGAAAAAUAUACAGCUAUUCCAUGCUAAACCGAUAUAGUGGCUCUCAGAUUUCUUUGAAAAGUGGUAGUAUUGUUCUUUAUCGCAAAAUAUUAGACCCGUAUUUUUAAUUAUUUUUUCGUUUUGGUGACCGAAGAAUCAGUUUUUUCCACUUUUCUCGAAAAUGAUUUUUUUUUAAAUUCAUAACUUUUGAACCACUGAACCGAUUCAGAUGAUCGAUGUAUCAAAUUCAAGCCAAUGACCGUUUAUUAAUAAAUAUUGAACUUAUAAAAAAUGGACUUUAUUUUUUUCAUGCCUUUGGACUGAAGGGCGCUGUAUUUUUUAAAUAUUUUUUCUUGAGCGCUGAGGAUUUUUUGCAUAAAAUAUCUCGAUAUCAGAGAUGUUUUUUGGUGGUCCGGUGGUUCGAAAAAUCAUUUUUCCCCUUUUAUCCAAAAAUUCAUUACAUUUAAACUACUGAACCGAUUUAGAUGAUCGACAUAUUAAAUUGAAGCCAAUAAGCUAACUUUCUUUGAAAUAAAGUCUGCUUCAUUUAAUAUUGGAACAAAUUCUUUUGCUCAUUGUGGCGCUCCUAGUGGACGGAUUUGGAAACUUUUUUCACCCACGUGUCGGGAAAUUCAUUACCUUUCACCAUGUAUUUAUGUCAUAACACCAAACGAUAGCAUUUUGUAAACAACCGCCAUGGAAGCCGAACGGAGAGAUAAAAUUGUGCACAGUUUUCUUGAAAAUUCAUUGUUGUCGGUAUCUGCCCAGAAAUACCGUAUGGCGUGUUAUCAAGCAGUACAAGGAAACAUUAACGACGGCUCGGAAGCCGCAUUCGAAGCGUCGGAGUGGAACUGUCGACCGGAAACUGCGUGGGAAAGUCAUCAAGGCCGUCAAGAGGAAACCCAAUCUUUCAGACCGCGAUUUGGCCAAUAAGUUCCAGGCCGCUCACAGUACGGUGCGUCGAAUUCGUCUCCGGGAAGGAAUAAGGUCAUUCCGAGCCAGCAAACAGCCAAAUCGGACGCUGAAGCAGAACAAUAUGGCCAGAAUCCGUGCUCGAAAGCUGUACGACCAAGUGCUGACCAAGUUCGACGGAUGUAUUCUGAUGGACGAUGAGACCUACGUGAAGGCGGACUUUGGGCAAAUCCCAGGUCAAAAAUUUUAUUUGGCGACGGCUCGGGGGGAUGUACCUGCAAAAUUUAAGUUCGUGUUUGCGGAUAAAUUCGCCCGCAAGUACAUGAUUUGGCAGGGGAUAUGCAGUUGUGGACAGAAAACCAAAGUCUUUCUCACUGACAAGACAAUGACAUCAGAAGUCUACAAAAAAGAGUGCCUACAGAAACGGAUUCUGCCGUUUAUUCGUGUCCACGACCGUCCAGUAAUGUUUUGGCUGGACCUCGCAAGCUGCCAUUACAGCAAAACGGUUAUGGAAUGGUACGCAACGAACUGGGUCAGCGUAAUACCGAAGGACCUCAACCCCCCAAACUGCCCCCAGUUCCGGCCGAUAGAGAGAUACUGGGCAAUCACGAAGCGGAGGCUUAAGGCAAAGGGAAAACUUGUUAGGAACAUGACUCAAAUGAAGAACUGGUGGAAUCAAAUCGCCAAAACGGUGGACGAAAAGGGUGUGCGCCGCCUAAUGUGCCGUAUUACGGGAAAAGUACGAGAAUUUCUUCGAAACAGCAAUGAAUAAUUUUUUUAAUUUUUUUUUAUGAAUGAGUAAAGAAAAUGCUACAUUUGUAUGAAAAACAAAUUAUGAAUUCGUUAAUAAAUGACUGAACUACACGCAAUUGUUUGUGUUCCAAUAUUAAAUGAAGCAGACUUUAUAUAUACUUAUACACUUAUAUAUCACACUUGCGGGAAGAUUAGAUUCUAGUCGCACAGGUCUAGUCUAGUCAGAUAGGAAUAAUGAACAAAAAUUUAAAACAUAUUAAAUUUGCAAAAUAAGAACGAAAAAUAACACCUCUCUGAUUUUCGGAUAUAUUAUGUAAAAAAAACUUAGCUAUCUUAUAUCUUAUAUCGAAAUUUGUCAUGUAAAAAAUCCUCAGCUUUCAAGAAAAAUACAAAAAAUAUAGCGCCCUCUAGUCCAAGCCUUGAAUACAAUUAAAAACGUCUGCAAUCAAUAAUUACCGUUUCCGUUUGUUUCGUGGUUUCAAUAUUUUUUAAUAAAAGCUCAUAGGCUUCAAUUUGAUAUGUCGAUGAUCUAAUUCGGUUCAGUGGUUCAAAAGUUUGAAUUUUUAUAAAAGUCAUUUUUUAGAAAAAGUGGAAAAAAUUGAUUUUUCGGACCACCCUAAGAUAGAAGUGGGCACCCUUAUUAAAAAAAAUACGGGUCUAAUAUUUUGAGAUAAAGAACAAAAUUACCACUUUUGACGAAAAUCUGAGAACCACUAUUUCGGUUUGGCAUGGUCGGUUUGGUACAGGUCGGAUUCGAUUAUAUACAGAAUCGAUUAUAUGUGAUUCGAUUAUACAGGGUUUUCCAACUUUAAAUUCCGAAAGUAAAUUGAAAUAAAACACACUUAGAAUUCGAAUUUCGAUGAAACUUUUGUUUCAAAUUAAUUUUUGGUUUAUGCCAUUAUGUGUGAAAUACAACAUCAUUCAAAUGUCCACCUAGGGCUUCCUCGCACACCUUGAUCCGGAACAGAUUAUUUUCGAUGACUUUUCGGCACAUAUGGGGCGGUAUCCCGGUCAUAACUUCACGAAUGUUGUCUUUCAAAUGUUCAAGAGUUUACGGAGAGUUGGCAUAGACACGGUCUUUCGCAUAACCCCACAAAAAAAAGUCUAGCGGGUUCAAAUCGCAUGAUCUGUACGGCCAAUUGGCAUCACCAAAACGCGAAAUUAUGCGUCCCUCAAAUUUCGUUCGCAAUAUGGCCAUGUUCGGUCGUGUUGUGUGGCACGUGGCGUCGUAAUGCUGAAACCACAUGUCAUCCGUAUCCAUAUCUUCAAUUUGUGACCAAAAAAAAUCGGUUAAUGCGGCCAUAGCGCUCACCAUUCACAGUUACUGUCUCGCCGACCUCAUUUUCAAAGAAAUACGGCCCGAUGACUCCACCAGACCAUAAUGCGCACCAUGGCGGAUGCAAUGACCUCUCAACAAUCACGUGUGGAUUUUCUGAGCUCCAUAUACGGAAAUUUUGGGUGUUCACAUAGCCACCGAGCUCGAAAUGUGCCUCAUCGUUGAAGAAAAUUUAAUGCGAAAAUUCAGCAUUUUGCUGCUGUUGUUCGUUCACCCAAUCGACGUAUGCCCGACGCAUUCAAUGGUCACCACGCUCUUAUUUUUGUACCAGUUGGACUUUAUAUGGAUGUAAGUGCAAGUCCAAAUGCAAAAUUCGCCACAAUGAUGUGUUUGACAAGCCCAAUUGCUGAGCACGCCGUGGAAUCGAAACAUUCGGGUCAUCCUCCACACUGGCAGCAACAGCAUCAAUAUUUUCGGCCGAACGCACAUUACGAUGAUGCACAGGUUUCACAAUAUCCGCUACGGAUCCAGUUUGUUCGAAUUUACGCACUACAUUAGCGAUUGUGUGUUCUGUAGACCGUCCAUGACGACCAAAAUCCGUCCGAAAUGCUCGAAAUGCAUUUGUCGGUUUUUCAUCGUUUUUAUAGUAUAAUUUAACAAAAUUCACACGUUGUGCGAUGCUAAAACGAUCCAUAUUGUAAAAUGGCAGACAUUCAACUAACGAUAUGACGCUUUGGUUGACAGCUAUGUCAAACGGUUGUCAGCGCAGGGCUGUAUACUUUCGGAAGCCCGAAAUGGAAAACACAGUAUAUAUAUAAUUUUGGACUCGUUUAUAUACAGUUUGGAAAUAAGUAAACUGACCAGACGUCCGCGCGUUACGCGGGACAGUCCCGCAUUUCGACAAAAUGUCCCGCGUACGAUUCCGUCCCGCAUUUGGCAAAAGAAACGAAAAUGUCCCGCGAUGUCAAUAUAUUUCAUUAUCACAAUUUGAUCAUGUUGAUUUUCUUAAAUGGAUGAACCUCGAAAAAAACUUUUAUUUGGCAGACUGUUCAAGAGCGCUUCUAAUGCAUCCUAAGAUUAAUACGUUAAGCUGGUUUCAUCGUACCGAUAUUGGGCUUUUUGUUUAGAGAGUAUCAACUGGUAGCGACAGCAACAAAAUUGGAAAAUGAUUUUUAUAAAAGUCCCCUAUUGAUCCGCAGGGACCAACGUAAGUCAGACGAAAAGUUCAUCUUUGGUUCCCUAGCUCGGUCAGGGUUUGACGUUUGAAAUAAGCCGGAAGAACUAGUGUAUACUCGACAGGAAGAGGCAGAGUUGUUUCAUGAAGUAUCGUAAAUGAAGCGCUGGGCGGUCUUACGGAAGUUGGCCGGAACUUGAACCAUGGCCGAUGAAAAGAUGUAUAUCGGCGUGUUAUUUUACCUUUUCUGUCUCUCUAUUUUGGCCAUUCGCCCAAAAGUUUUCUAUCGGGCGAAGCUGGGGAAUGUUGGUAAGGUUGGUGGUCUUCGCGACAAUGUUUAUCUCCAGCCGAUCCAUCCUCCAGUGAUCUUUGGCAUAAUGGGCUGGAUCCCAGGUUCGGCAUAAAGACCACAUCACCUUCCCAACUCCGGCAAGCACUUGGUACUAUAUUGGAUAUUCCCUUCACGUCUGUCAGAGAAGGACCGUCUUCGAGAACUUGAUGUGAAUGAUAUAUUCGACGUCAUCGCUUACCUGGGGAACGUAAAGUACCCGGUCCCCUGCCAUUCGUUGAAUUCUAGCAUCAAGUACGUCUCGUCUUUCAUUAUGAGUACGAAAAGAAGUUUUUAACUUCUUUCGCCGGAAGGAAGUUUUUUACCAGCACCUCAAGUUACUCCUUCUGGGUGAUUACCUGCUGCUCAGAUACGGGGUGGAGCUUGCAGUAUGGAAAAAUCAUCAAGUUGCUUGACAGUGCUGCUGCUGCGAAUCAACAUCCUUGAAUAAUUUUUGUUGUAGACUUAAUAAACGUAAGAUUGGAAGAAAUUUUUUUAAUUUUCUUUCAUCGCCAUCCGAAAUUGGUCCAUUUUUUGAAUGCAUACGUUAACAUUAAAAUCAAUGACAAAUGAAUUGGAAUUUUCGAGCAUUACAUUCGGUAAUUUAACAUAACAUAACAUAACGUUUUGUUUUUUGUGUCCCGCGUUAGACUUCUGACCAUCAGGUUACUUUAGAAAUAAGUUUUUUUUUUGUAUUUCAAAUAUGUCUUAUUUCAAGAAGAGAUGUAACCUUUCAACGUUAAGGUGAAGUUUAAGUGGCUAUUACAUGUACAGUAGGGUAAAAAUCGUGAUUUUUAAAGAUUUUGCUUGAAUUUUCACCAGGAAUUGUUUAUAUCGAAAUUGCAGCCAAAUUAAGAAAGAUAGAAGUUGGGCAUCAAAGAACACAUUGUAGAUCGGUUAAAGAACUUCAAUUUAAUUGAUAGAAAUAAUCUAGUUUAAUAUAACUUUUUAGGGUAAAAUUAAUGAUAACACAUUAAAAAUGAUUAAUUUUUAAGUUUUUACUUCCAAAAUCCACUAAUUUAGUUGUUCUACUACUAUAUCCUGUACUAAACUUUCUCAUCUUUCAAAUGAAGGCACCAGAAUCGUCUUCCGUAGCGUACUUUUUAAGGUAGAACCAAUUUGAAGCAACAGAGUCCGAAACAAAAAAAAAAGUUCUAUAACUCUGUCAUUGUUGAAAUUCGAACAUAUGCGUAGGAGGAUUUUUUUCAUAAAAUUUGAUCGUCUAUCACCUCCUGAGAUAAUCUGGACAAAAUUAUUUUUUUCAUGUGAGAAAGGUGUUCUCUGACUUUAAGGGGAUGAAUCAAAAAUCAAAUUGCUCAUCGCUGUUUUAUUCUACAUACGAGUUUUUGAGAUGUAGUCUUAGGCUACUCAGGGAUACCUUCCGUCUCAGCGAUAUGAAUUAUGAGCAAGAGUAGAGAGUCUCACGGGUGUUAUGUAUCUGAAUUUAUUGCCGUUUCGUUUCAUUUAGCGAUCUCAAAUUAUCGCAAAUUUCCAAUUGUUCCCAGUUCCCAGAAGGGUUUUGCAUAGAAUGGCUAUAUAGAAUUUUGAAAAAGUAAUGGAUAUUUCUGUAUAAAAAUAUCUGCUUUCGCAAUGACUUUAGAAUAUUUCCAAAAGUAGUUCAACAACCAAAUAACAAUCUAAUACCAAAGAAAAUAUAAAACUUAGUUUUUGAGUUUUUUUGUAGCGAACAAAUUAGAGCUGAAAAAAUUAUAUAUGAAUCUAAAGUCAACAGAUGUUCCACAUUGUGGUUCAUAAGUGUAUUGCAAUGAACAGAAGUUGUUUUUGUAUAAAAAUGGGUAAAAACAAUCCAAACAUAGAGACUUCAUGACCGCAAGCAUCUGUUGAGAGGAGGAAUCAAUAUUGAUUCCACACCGUCUAUCCUUACUCGCAAAUCGCAACACGCGCCGUGAAAGAUAAAUAUGUAUUAACUCCGUGUGCCAAUCAAGUGCCACGGCGGCGGGUUUCACCCGCUGUGAUUGUGGCCCAAUUUCGUCCUCAGAUUGUGAUAUCGAUAGCAUCCGAACGCCGUUCGACGUUGUGGAAUCCAAUCAAGAAAGUAGCACUUUCACCCACAACUACAGCAUCAAUGCAAAUCCCGACACCCUUAUGCUCCCGGUUCAAACAUUUAUUCACAGCAUGCAAGAUAACAGAGCACAUACUCCCUAUGUAUCUCACCUCACGUACUGACGCUUUAGCAAAGGGCCAAUUAGCACGUUCAAUUUCUUCACUUGCACUAGAAGCGCAUGAGGAUGGUAUUUGCGAGUGUGUUUACCUGGGCUGGUUUUCUCCGCCCAGAUGAGCUGUUCCGUCUCGGUUUCUGGGCCAGUAGUUUGGCUGAGUCGGUCGACGAGAUAAGACUUUUGAUUUGGGUGAAAGUCUGGAAACUCCCUCGAGGCAUUUGCGAGAUUUUGAUAAACAUAAAUAUUUUGAUUGUGAUAAACAUGUGGAGGGUUAUUUGGUGGGUAUUUUUCUGUUGCCUUCAAUUCGGAGAAUUGCGGAGUUUCGAAUCAAGGGAAGAAGAAGGAUUUCACCUGAAAGACGGCAAUAGUAUUAGGGAACCGAGAUUUUUUCCGUUCUACACAAUUGGACGGAUUGCCAAUAUACCUUGUGUGGCAAGCAAUGGAUUGACCGGAACUUGUAUGAUUCGUGGUGAAUGUCUCGAAAAUGGGGGACUAUCAGGAGGUUCUUGCAACAACAAUACCAGACAGGCCACAUGUUGUCUUUUGACGGGAACUUGUGGAGGAUCCACAAAUCUCAACAGCACCUACUUUUCCAACUUUGGCUAUCCAUCGGCGGUCAACGAGGGUGGAACUUGCACAUUCACUAUCUACCCUUGCAGUUCAUCGGUCUGCCAGUUGAGAAUAGAUUUUAGAUCGCUGAGUUUGGCGCAACCUGACGGCGAUGGAUUCUGUCUUACGGAUGUACUGACCAUCACUGGUGGUAGUUCCAACGUUCAGCCAAUAUGUGGCGAGAACUCUGGCCAACAUGUAUAUGUGAACUUUAACGGAAUAAAUCCAAUCACAAUACAGGUGGCCACAACUGCUGCGGUAGCUUUUAGCAGACAAUGGAAUCUUCAGCUGUCCCAAAUUGCCUGUGCUUCCGAAUUCCGUGCUCCAGAGGGUUGUUUGCAGUACCACUUUGGGUUGAGUGGUACCAUAAGCAGUUUCAACUAUGGGUUCGGAGCCAACCCUAACCUGAACUCUCUAGGGGCCACGGGUUCAAGACAAAUCGCUAAUCAGCGCUACGGAAUCUGUAUUCGAGCGGGACCUAACAGAUGCUCGAUCACCUAUAGUUUGCCUUCUAGUGCAGCUCAGUACGCGUUUACAGUAUCCGGCGAUGCGGGCGUGAUUGAUCCCACUCUCAUCGGACAGGGAGCGUUCGGACAAAACGGUGCAGAUUGCAUCACAGACUAUGUGGUGAUUCCUGAUCCGAUUGUCACUGACCAGAAUGCUCUCGGUGCUGUGUUCACUGAUCGAUUCUGCGGAUUGGGGUUGUUUCCGGUGACGAGUCAAAUCAAGCCAUUUGUUGUUUAUGUGGUUUGGGAUGAUAAUGAGAGUCCAGAUGCAGCUAAUCGAGGAUUCCGUCUAGCGUACACACAAAACGUUUGUAAUGUAACAUCUACCCAACAGACGGGUUAGAACACCUCAGCAAUUAUUCAUUGUCAUGAAAUAUAUUGUAAGUUUAUU
Molecule: messenger RNA, 21276 nt
Organism: Toxorhynchites rutilus septentrionalis
Lineage: Eukaryota; Metazoa; Arthropoda; Insecta; Diptera; Culicidae
Exons: 7
Coding region: 19834-21228 (464 amino acids)
Source: RefSeq, a predicted model, not a curated record